This is a messenger RNA of Nothobranchius furzeri (turquoise killifish), 10909 nucleotides long. The record is from RefSeq and is a predicted model, not a curated record. NCBI's taxonomy places the organism in Eukaryota, Metazoa, Chordata, Actinopteri, Cyprinodontiformes, Nothobranchiidae.
CCUCUACACCUGCAGGUCUCCUCUCUAGGCAGUGGGAACGACCAUGUGAUGGAUGCUGUGUCACAGUGUGAGCAGUAUGCUAAGGAGCAGGGAGCUCAGGAGAGGAACGCUCCAUGGAGGCUGUUCUUCAGGAAGGAAAUAUUCACUCCGUGGCACAAUCCUCUAGAAGAUCAGGUGGCCACCAACCUCAUCUACCAACAAAUUGUCAGAGGGGUCAAAUUCGGAGAAUACCGCUGUGAUCGGGAUGACCUGGCAGAUCUGGCCUCGCAGCAGUAUUACAUCGAUUAUGGCUCAGAGAUCCUUUUGGAACGCCUGCUGAGCCUCAUACCAUCCUACAUCCCAGACAGAGAAAUCGGAACCUCCAAGUCAGUGGAGAAGUGGGCUCAUUUUAUCAUGGCGGCCCACAAAAAGGGUGUCUACGCCCAGAAAAGGUUUGACCCCCAGAAGGUGAAACAAGAAGUGGUGGAGUUUGCCCGCCACAAGUGGCCGCUGCUGUUCUCUCGUUUUUAUGAAGCCUUCAAGUUCUCAGGUCCAAGUCUGCCUAAAAACGAGCUGAUUGUGGCUGUGAACUGGACCGGGGUUUACUUUGUAGAUGAGCAGGAGCAGGUCCUCCUAGAACUCUCCUUCCCAGAAAUCACUGCAAUUUCCAGCAGCAGAGGAGGGAAACUGCAGAGUCAGAGUUUCACUCUGGCCACCAUCAAGGGAGAAGAGUACACCUUCACCUCCAACAACGCAGAAGACAUCCGGGACUUGGUGGUGACACUGCUGGAAGGCCUCAGGCAGAGGUCAAAGUUUGUUGUUGCCCUACAGGACUACUCUAACUCUGCUGGUGACGAGUCAACGUUUCUGAGCUUCCUGAAGGGAGACCUGAUCUUGCUGAAUCAGGAAAUCGGAGAGCAGGUCCUCACCUCUGGUUGGGCACAUGGGAUCAAUGAACGGACCAAUCAGAGAGGAGAUUUCCCAGCUGACUGUGUUUAUGUCCUGCCCUCCAUGACCCGACCGCAGCCAGAAGUGGUGGUGCUGGUCACCAUGACACCAGACCAGCGGCAGGAGUCGGUCCGUGUUUCCCAGGUCAUCCUGCCGGAAAAAGAGGAAAGGCAGACUCCCUACACUCUGGAGGAGUUCUCCUACGACUACUUCAGACCUCCUCCCAAACACACUCUGAGCAGAGUCAUGGUCACAAAGAAUCGUGGGAAAGACAAGCUGUGGAGCUGCUCCAGAGAGCCGCUCAAACAGCCGCUCUUGAAGAAAGUGGUCAACCAUGAGGAGCUUUCUCAGGAGGCCUGCAUGGCCUUCAUCGCCAUCAUGAAGUACAUGGGCGACUACCCGUCCAGAAGGACACGCGCCGUCAACGACCUCACAGACCAGAUCUUUGAAGGAGCUCUGAAGGAUGAACCACUGAAGGAUGAGAUUGUCUGUCAGAUCAUCAAGCAGCUGACUGACAACCAUGUCAAGUACAGUGAGGAGAAAGGCUGGGAGCUGCUGUGGUUGUGUACUGGGCUGUUCCCUCCCAGUAACGUGCUGCUGCCUCAUGUCCAGCGUUUCCUCCAGUCCAAGAAACACCACCCACUCUCUGGAGACUGCAUGCAGAGGCUCCACAAAGCUCUACGCAACGGCUCCAGGAAGUAUCCCCCUCAUGUGGUGGAGGUGGAGGCCAUCCAGCAUAAAACAACACAAAUCUUUCACAAGGUUUACUUCCCUGACGACACCGACGAGGCGUUCGAGGUGGAGUCCAGCACCAGAGCCAGGGAUUUCUGCCAGAACAUCUCAGCCAGACUGCUGCUGAAAUCUCCUGAAGGCUUCAGCCUCUUUGUGAAGAUCUCGGACAAGGUCAUCAGCGUACCAGAGGCAGAUUUCUUCUUCGACUUUGUCAGACACCUAACAGACUGGAUCAAGAAAUCCCGACCAGCCAAAGAAGGAAUUGUUCCCUUUUUGACGUAUCAGGUGUUCUUCAUGAAGAAGUUGUGGACCAGCACAGUUCCAGGAAAGGAUUCCUUCGCCGACUCCAUUUUCCACUACUAUCAGGAACUACCCAAAUAUUUGCGCGGCUACCACAAAUGUUCACGAGAAGAAGUGUUUCAGCUUGCAGCUCUCAUCUAUCGUGUCAAGUUUGAAGACGACAAGUCUCACUUUCCUACCAUUCCCAAGAUGCUGCGAGAGCUGAUUCCCCAGGACCUCAUCCGCCAGAUGUCAUCAGACGAAUGGAAGAGGUCUGUAGUCGCCUACUUCAACAAGCAGGCGGGGAAAUCCAGAGAAGAGGCCAAGCUUCUGUUCCUGAAGAUCAUCUACAAAUGGCCCACCUUUGGCUCCGCCUUCUUUGAGGUUAAGCAAACCACAGACCCAAACUACCCCGAGAUCCUGCUGAUCGCCAUCAACAAACAUGGCGUCAGCCUCAUCGACCCAAAGACCAAGGACAUCUUGACCACCCACCCCUUCACCAAGAUCUCCAACUGGAGCAGCGGGAACACCUACUUCCACGUCACCAUCGGAAACCUGGUCAGAGGAAGCAAACUGCUGUGUGAGACGUCGCUGGGCUACAAGAUGGACGACCUUUUGACCUCCUACAUCAGUCAGAUGCUGACCAACAUGAACAAGCAGCGGUCUGGGCGGGGUCAGGGCAAGUGAAAUUCUUAUUGGCAGGAGGCCUUUGAGCUCAUCCGCCUGCUGCGUCCUAUUGGUCAGUAUUGCAGUUGGGGGCGGACUUUCGCCCACCAGCUGUGGUGGAUGAGUCGCAGUCCUUCUGCUAGUUCAUUGGAGUCAGAUGUCACAGAGAGCAGCGACCCCGGAGAAGGCCCCAGUAACCCCACCCACCAAAAAUAUGAUGAAGAUGAAGAUGAGCUCUCCAGUGAGGAUGACUACCUUUGAAAUGCUAACCAUGGUUCAACCAAUCAGCUGUAGGAAGCUCAUCACUGCGGUUAUUGGUUCAUUUGAAGACAUUCCAUAAAACACUGGCAUCAAUAUAAAGUGAGAUAUAACACACACACACACACACACACACACACACACACACACACACACACACACACAGAAAGAAGAACUCUCUCCUGCUGCAUCAGCGACAGCUGCUGUUACAGAGGUUGGGAUUUAAACGGGAUCAUACGCAGGAACGGAAGUGAUCAAUGCUCUUGUGUCUGAAUGUCCGGUUAACGGAGUCGAUUGUUUGUCAGCUCUUUAUUUUUCAUGUUUGGUUGCGCUAAGAUGAGCUCCAGGUUUCAUGUACACUAGAUGUCGGCGUAGUUUGGUUGUGCAGGGAUGUGUGAGGUAGUACUCGAUGGGGGAACACUACUGUUUAGUAACUACUACAGGGAGAAGAGCCCACAGACACAAGGAAAGGCUGGGUCUCACGGACGGGGCUAUAAAACUAUUUUCUAAUCCUCUCUGCCUUACACCUCCAAUCACACAUGCCGAGUUUUGACUAUCUAUAUACUUUGAGAUUUGUUAGCUUGUAAAAAUUUAUAAAUUAAAUGACUACAACUACAAGCGUGAGGUCGAUAGGCAGGUUGCUGCAUCUGCAGUGAUGCGGGCGUUGUACCGGCCUGUCGUGGUGAAGAGAGAGCUGAGUCAGAAGGUGAAGCUCUCGAUUUACCGGUGGAUCUACGUUCCUACCCUCACCUAUGGUCACAAGCUUUGGGUAGAGACCGAAAGAACGAGAUCACGGAUACAAGCAGCUGUAAGGAGUUUUCUCUGCAGGGUGGCUGGGCUCUCCCUUAGAGAUAGGGUGAGAAGCUCGGUCAUCCGGGAGGGGCUCGGAGUAGACCUGCUGCUCCUCCACAUGGAGAGGAGCCAGUUGAGGUGGCUCGGGCAUCUGGUCAGGAUGCCUCCUGGACGCCUCCCUGGUGAGGUUUUCCGGGCACGUCCAACCGGGAGGAGACCUAAAGGUAGACCCAGGACACGGUGGAGGGACUAUGUCUCUCACCUGGACAGGGAACACCUUGGGAUUCCCCCGGAGGAGCUGGCCCAAGUGGCUGGGGAGAGGGAAGUCUGGGCCUCUUGACUUAGGCUGCUGCCCCCGCGACUCCAGAUAAGCGAAAGAAAAUGGAUGGAUGACUACAAAUCAGACGUGGCAUAUAUGAUGUCACAGCAGAAUCUCCUCUCCCCAGCGUAGCUGCUACUUACCACGUGACCAGAUUCAUAGUGGUCCACGUUUAAAGCUCCUGUUGUCCCUGAAGAAGGAUGUGAAGCUCGCUAAACUCAUCUCCUCCUCUCCGUGUCUGGCUUGAUGAGGUCAGUAUGGUGAAACAUUUGCAUCCUGGAUACAUUUCCACACAAAACCCUCAAAUAACUUUAGCUGCCAUCUGAAAUAAGCACUUUCUUAGUAAUGAAAUGGGCCUUUAAGGUUCAGACAUCGUAUGUGAAAUGGUACACCUAACAAAUGGGAUCAGAAAAUAGCUUUUAUAGCCCCAUGGCCAGUGGUCUGGAAGACGAUGGGCGGAGCUUCGACUCUCUGUAGGCCAGAAGUCACUAAAACACUGGUGCUCUAUCUGGUGUCGUGUCUUCCACUAGGGUUGACCUCUAACCCUUUAAUAAAGGUCAUCUGCAUGUAACACUGGAGUCUGGUGUCUGCACACUUGGACCUUUAGUGAAGCCUGUCUUUAUUUAAAUGUGAAAACUUUAUUGCUUUGUUAAAAGUUUCAUCAUUGUCAUUUAAAACUGUUUAAAUCUCCAGUUUGUUUUUUUGAGAAAUGACAAGACAAACGUGGACCACACGAGUCAACACCCGCUAACCUUAACAGCUUCUGUAAAACACAUGCGCAGGAAAAGACGCAGCACUGCAUCAACACCAGACUCGUUCAACAGAACAAAUAAAGCGGGGCAGUCGUAACGCGUAGCCUGGAUGAGAUCUGCUACCAUACUCUCAACAGGAACACAGACUCAGAGCUAAGCACAAACGUUAAUGAUGUUACACAAUGUUAGCUAGUCUGCAUUAGCUAACAACGUUCUUUAACUAGCUCAGCAUGUGAGGACAGAAACCUCCACGAACAUUCCCCACAUCCAGCAACACUUUGGGUUUUAGAUGUAAAGUACAAUGAAUGUUCUUGCUAGUUGGGAAGCACGUUGUCUCUGUGUCGAACAUGUGCUGUAUCAAUAAAGCUGCCUUCCCCAAAGUUACAGUUUUCCUGAAUUUCCUGUUUCUUAAAAAGCUGAUUUGUGUUUGUUUAGCAAAAACAAACAGCUAAUUGCUAAAACUCUAAAUAAUCUCUACAGUACAAACAGAUCUAAUAAGUAUCAUCACUUCCUGUUCUCUGGAGAUUCACCAGUACCUGAACCUGCAUCACCUACGUGUUUCCUAACUCAUCCUUGUUCGUGUGAGGAGCUGCAGGUGCCCACAUAACUUUUUGUUCCUACCAGCAGAUUAAAUCUGGAGGUUUUCCUUCUUUUUUCUUCCAAAAAAAACCCCAACAUAGAAGGAAAGCAACAAAACAAUUUCAUCUUUGUAGGCGUGGUGAGAUGUUUCACCCUCUCCACACUGGCGCUGCACGUUGGGUACCGACUGAGGGGCGGGGCAGAGGGAAUAAGGGGAGAUGGACUGCUGCUUGUGUCUUUGUUCUUCUGUCAGCUGCUGUGUGGCACAAGUGCAGCUAAAUCAGUCUGAUUUUUCCUUUUGAAUGAUCCCAGUGUAAGCUGAGCUGGAGAGUACCUGCUAGGUGUUUCUGAAGAGCUCAGUCAUGCAGGCUGCUAACCCACAAAACAAGAGAACAAGAAAAACCCUUCAAAUCUCCCUGUUCCUUUGAAUGUUUACAUUCAUUCAAACCACAUUUCUUUUAUCUAGUUUUCUGUACCUGUAUCAGCUGAUGAUGAUCUAACACUGAAUACUGAACAUACUUUCUAUCUGGAGGCUACGUUCCCAUCACUCCUCUGUGAUAGUGGGCAGGUAAGGGGCUAAGGGUGAACUGGGAGAGCUGUGUUGGUCGAACCGAACGUUGAUGCUGGAUAUGGACCACACGUCGCUCAGACAGACAGACAGACAGACAGACAGACAGACAGACAGACAGACAGACAGAUAGACAGAUAGACAGAUAGACAGAUAGAUAGAUAGAUAGAUAGAUAGAUAGAUAGAUAGAUAGAUAGAUAGAUAGAGUUUCAGUGCUGUGAUACUCUCUAAAACCAGACUGAAAUUCCUCAAACAGAGCAUUAGUGUUUAAAUGCUGACAUACUUGGAUGGCCACUAUUUUCUCCAGGACUUUGGAUAAAAAUGGAAGGUUAGAUAUUGGUCUAUAAUUCAUUGGGUCAUCUGGAUCCAGAGAAGGCUUCUUAAGUGAAGGUUUAAUUACAACAACCUUAAAAUCCUGUGGUACAUACCCAUUUACUAAGGAUAGAUUGGUUAUAUCUAGAAUGGGGGCAGUAACCAAAGGAAAUGCUUCUUUAAAUAAUUUGGUUGGGAUUGGAUCCAAAAUGCAAGUUGAAGGUUUAGAUGAAACUAAUAUUUUUGAUAACUCUGAAAGCUCAACUGGAUCAAAACGGUUCAAGCACAGAUGAGGUUCUACAGUCACCUCUGAUGCUGCCUCACUUACUGAGGAAGAAGAAAUCGCAUUAGGGAGGAUGCUAAAGAUUUUGUUUCUAAUAGAAUUAAUUUUACUUGUAAAAAAUCCCAUGAAGUCAUUGCUGCUGAGGGCUAAGGGAAUAGAUGGCUCAGAGCUAUGAUUCUGUGUAAGUUUAGCAACUGUACUGAAAAGAAAUUUAGGAUUAUGCUUAUUCUCCUCAAUUAGCGAUGAAAAAUAAGCAGUUCUGGCUUGUGGAAGCUUAUUUUUAUAAAGCACAAGACUAUUUUUCCAGGAUAGGUAGGCCUCCUCAUGGUGCGUAGAGCGCCAUGUUCUCUCCAAUUUUCUAGAGUUUUGUUUUAAAGUUCAUAAAUGAGAAUUAAACCAUUGAAUCAACAUAAUUUUGCACCUAAAUUUAAUAUAGAACCUAUAUUGGUUUAUUAACUAUAGACCAAUGCCUUUACAAUUAUAUUUCAAUUAACAUAAAUAUUAAAAUAUCAAAAUGUCAACACAACUACAGAUCAAUGCAUUUUCACUUAUAUUUCAGUUAAGAGAAAUUAUUACAAUAUAAUGUUGUUUCUGACAGGAUUCAUCGGUUUUGAAACAUUCAACAUCUAGUUUGCAUCAAAAUUUCAAUGUCAACCAUUCUGAUGAUUCAGAUGGAAAAUCAAUAUUGUUUCAAUAUAAGCCUGCUAUCUGGGUAUGGCUUAAAAUCCUAUCACAGUGUGACUUGCAGCAGAACAAACACUUGUAAAAGGUGUAGAAGGCCAUUUAAAGAUCAUUUAAUGAUCCAAAAACACAAAACCUUUCAAGUAGUUUUCAUGUUGUUUUCUGAUUCAUUCUCCAAACAAUGCAACACAAACAUCUUCAUAAAAUACAAGCUAAAUGUGAUUAAAGCACAAAAUAAUAAAUUGUUUAAGCUGAAAUGAAAAUUGUAAAAACAGAAAUAAUAUUUCUUCCUACUUUUCUGAACCAUUUAAUCACUUUUCAUGUUUUUCAUUUUAACAUAGAAGUUAAGUGUUGCUUCAGUGAGGAUAGCUAAAAGUAAAAUGAUGUAUUUUGGUUGUCAAUAUUAAAUAAGGUUGGAAGUUUAUUCUCUUUCUCUGAUGAGUGACGCUCUGAUCAGCGGGUCUGAGGUUAUUAGACAUCAGACAGACGUGCAACCUCGUGGCUCGUCUCUUAAUUGCUUGCUGAGUGUGCCAAGAAAAAUGCCCCCUUAGCAACAACGGACGGAACUAUAGAAAAGGUUCCCAUCUAAUUGCACAGUUAACACAAAUACACAUUUAAACAUAUAAAUCUGAUGAACAGAACAUGAAUUACUAUUGAAAUAUUAUUUCUCAAUCUUUCAACUACUAAUUGUUUCAACAUUAAAUCCAAUAAAAUGAACUUAAAUGCGAGAGUUGCCUUUGACGGCAGCUACUCCCACCAAUCACUUGUGAUUUUACCCAUGAACGUAUGACAAGUCUUUUCUCACUGUAUCUGCACAUUCUUCUUCCGGCAGCGAAUUAAGUACUUGCUUACUGUUUGAAACGACCCAAACCCAACAAAUAGAAUUUUUACAUCCACAUGUAAAAUAAACACACGUCAGGAAAUAAAGUGUGAUACAAAUCAUAACCAUGCCUCAACACAUCCAUUGUAAAUAAUACUCAUAGCUUCUAAAACCCUGGAUGAACUACUCAGACUCCAGUGUCUAUCUAAACAUUGUUUUGUUGGAAUACUAACAGGGAACGCCCUCAUCCCAACUAAAAACCCACAUGCUACGCCUGCUGUUCUGUCUGCACCACAUGGUCUGAACACUGACUUCCUGGUUCUCUUAAAGAGACAACACACACAUAAACGAAAGUUGUGGCAGAGCCAGAACAGAGUCAGUUUAAAGAAUGAUUCAGAAAGCAGAGGAGAGACAGGACGUUAGGAAAUAAGCUCAUUUAAAAAGUAAAAUCUCAUUACUGAACACCCAGAAUUACAUCCAACAGUCCAGUCCUCGAGGGCCGGUGUCCUGCAUAUUUUUGUUUCCCCAUUCUAACACAGUUGACUCACCUGAGCAGCAGCCUGUUAAUCUCCAGGGGCCUCAUUCAUCAAGCUUGCUUACGCACAAAACAGGGUCGGAAAACUGCGUGAGCAACUUUCCACACAAACUUUGGGAUUUAUGAAAGAAAACUUAGCGGAAAAAUGUGCGCAACUUUAAGUUGACUAAGGACCUGACUUACACCAUAGACUGUAAAUACUGGACAAUUCGAUUCCAUAGGCUCCGAUAACACGUUUGUUGUCUAUAAUGGGAGGUGGCCACCACCGCCAUUUUGACCGUGUCACAGGUUCCGUCCAGCCCAGACAAUUCCAUAAAAGGGAAGAGAGGAGGAGCUGAGCGUGGGGCUGUAAGGCUGGGAUCGAGUGACACCCAGGCGAACUAGCUACGAGCUAACCUGAAGCUAACCCUGGCUAACCCAAAGCUAACUCGGAGGUGGGAGCCGAGCUAAUGGAUGUAGCCACCUAGCUUCAACCCUACCGGAGCUAACUGUGGAACACCCAUCGACCUGAACCUCACACGAAGUUUAGGUGGAGGUUUUCGGCGCCUGUUCGUGAAAAGUACCUGGAUUAAAAAAGUAUUGAAUCGGUAAGUUUAUAAUUUAUUUCCGUAAUGAAAACAUUUUGCUUUGAGCAAGUUUUCAGUACCAUAUCUUCCGGGCUAUCGCUCCUGAUUCGCACCAGCCAUUAAAUGUAUAAUGAAGAAGAGAAAAUAUAUUUAAGUCGUAUUUUGGGGGGACAUUUUAUUAUCUUUCUUUCAAAAUCUGAGACCAAGCGUUUCACAUUGCAACACAAUUAAGCACCGGUAACCAUAACAGAAUGAACAACAGCCAGCAGAGGAGAGGAUGGCGGUGUUUCCAACCCUCCCGGCCGGCGAGGAGAGCUCAUUCCUGGGCUGGAGCCGGCCCUCAGCACCCCGCCACAGGCUCUAACAGAUGCUGGCGGUGUUUCAUAUAUUUCCAAAACGUAAUACUUGUUUGUAUCUUGUACAGCCAACUAGUCUUUAUUCUGGACUCAGUACAAUUCACCAAAAGUAAAGAGACAUUAUACAGAUGAAGUAAGCACCAGAUAACUUACUGGAAGUAACGGAAUUAUCAUGAGAACCAGAACAGCCUGAUAACAGUCAUGUGAAAAUAACAGUUAAAAAGUAUGUAUGUGUAAUAGAAAUAAAAAUAUAUUAGAAUUAGUGUAACUCACUGUGAUCCAAACAAUAAAUCUGCCAUAGCUGAUUGAAAUGAGGUCUGGGAGUUUUUAAGUUUCAUUCUUUUAUUACAUUUUUUUCUUAGAUCUGUUAAAAGGUCACCAUGGCAACCUGUGUGUCUCCAACAUCAGCUACACAACGCAGCAAGUGUAAGUUCCAUAUACCCGUCUUGACCACUUCAUGUAUGGUUUUGUACUUUAAACAAUUAUGACAAACCUGUUAUUUUUUCUCCAUAGCCAUUUGGAUUAUUGGAGACAGCUACGUGAGGCGGGGUGCCCAGAGAGCUGCAGAGACCCUCUGCCUCCCUGACGUCUGUGUCUCCUGGUUCGGUUGGGGCGGUCUGAGGUGGAAAGACCUUCUCCCCUUUUUUCACUCCCGGCAUGGAAGAGCAGCUCCGGAUGUCAUCAUUCACUGCGGCGGCAAUGACAUGGGGGUGGUCAGCAGUGUGAAGCUGGUCAACAUGAAGGAGGACCUGCACCGGCUUCACCUUCUCCACCCUCAUAUGACCAUCAUCAUGUCGUCCAUCACCCAAAGGCGUAGAUGGAGGGCAGGUGUAAAACCUGCCAAAAUUGAGAAGGCCCGGAGGUUCGUCAGCAGUGUAAUGGCUACUUUUAUUUCUAGUUUAAAUGGUGCUGUUGUGCAUCCUCACAUCAGACAUGACAGUCCAGGGAUAUUUGUCAGACAGAGUUCAUUUCACUAAUAGGGGAAAUGAUAUUUUUUAACUAAUAUUGCCGAUUGUCUUAAAGGCCAGCUCCAAAAGCAGUGAAAGACUUCCAGGUGGGAGUCUCGCUGCUUUUGAAUUUGGCCUUUAGGACAGAUUUAUUUUCAGGCAAACAGGAUAAACAUAUCCCUGACUGCUAUAGCUAAUGUGUUGAUGAUGUAAUUUAUCUGUAGCCAUAACACUGUUGAACUGUUCUUCCUUCAAACGACAACGUUACACUCACUCUGCAGCUCUCUGGGCCCAGGUUUGUUUGUUUUUUAUUGUGCCGACACUUUGUGCCCUGUGUUAUAAAACGUAGUGUUAAAAAUAAAUGUUUUUGCUCAAUUACUGGAAUUUCUUUGGUUAAGACUAGAAAGUGAGGAAUAAUCAUUUACAAGUUAUUUGUACAACAGGCCCAUUUUAAAUCCCAACAGUUUCUUAGACAAUAGAAAUGUGUUCUUUACUAACUUUACUUGGUUUAAAAAUCCUGUUUGAAGGUACUUAACC